UGAAAAAGGUAAACACGGAAGUCCAACCAUACUAAAUAUAGUCGGAAUGAGGUUGUUACUAAUACGUGUUAUAUGUUAUGUAUUUCUAGCAGUCACCACAAAACAUCGAGAAAGUGUCUAAACUAACCAGCUAAAUAGUGGCUGUCGUUUAAUCUAACGUACAGUUUGUACCGCAUAAGGAGCUAAACACGUGCUGAAGUUCAAUGGCUUCAGAAAAGCAAGCCACAUUUGUGAUCGUCGGUGGAGGAAUCGCAGGUGUAACUUGUGCAGAACAGAUCGCAUCGCAGUUCCCAUCCGAUGAAGUGUAUCUUCUGACAGCCUCUCCCUUAGUAAAGACGGUUACAAAUUUCAAACAGGUGUCAAAGACGUUGGAAGAAUUCGAUGUCGAGGAACAACCAUCCAGUGUUUUAGAAGAAAAGUAUCCCAAUCUGAAAGUCGUACAAUCUGCAGUCAAACUCCUGCAAGCUAAGGAACAUCUUUUACAAGCUGAGAAUGGUCAGACGUUUCAUUAUAAAAAGCUGUGUAUCUGCAGCGGAGCCAGACCCAAGCUUCUCACCCAAGAUAACCCUCAUGUGCUGGGCAUACGAGACACAGACAGUGCUCAGGAGUUUCAAAAGCGUUUAUCAAAGGCUAAAAGAAUAGUUGUCAUUGGCAAUGGAGGAAUCGCAUUAGAAUUGGUGUAUGAAGUAGAGGGUUGUGAAGUGAUUUGGGCUAUAAAGGAUAAAGCUAUAGGAAACACAUUCUUUGAUGCAGGAGCUGCUCAGUUUCUCAUUCCCUCACUGGAGGCUGACAAAAAAGACAGGUCUUUGCCCUGCAAGAGAGCACGCUACACUACUGACAAGACUGCAGCAGGCCACAGUGGGGCUUCAGGGGAGCUUGGCAGUGCCUUGGGCCCAGAUUGGCAUGAGGGGAUUGAACUAAGAGGAGCAGUGCAGAAUUCCAGUGGAGUCCAUAUAGAAUAUGAGUGUGAGGUUGACAAAAUUUACACCCAACAGGACUUCUUGGAGUCCAAACUCAGCACAAAUAAAUCUGAAUUAGGGGUGUGGCCGGCUUAUGUUGAGUUAACCAACAGGAAGACUUACGGCUGUGAUCUGGUCAUCAGUGCAACAGGCGUUGUGCCAAACACUGAUCCUUUUCUCAGUGGCAACAGUUUUGAGCUGGCGGUAGAUCAUGGUCUGAGAGUGGACGAUCAUAUGCGGACGUCUGAACAGGAUGUGUAUGCGGCUGGAGAUGUUUGUACUGCAGGAUGGGAGCCCAGUGCUCUCUGGCAACAGAUGCGAUUGUGGACUCAGGCACGUCAGAUGGGCUGGUACGCAGCGCGUUGUAUGGCUGCAGAUGUGCUGGAGGAGCCCAUAGAGCUGGACUUCUGCUUUGAGCUGUUCUCACACAUCACUAAAUUCUUCAACUACAAGGUGGUUUUGCUUGGGAAGUUUAAUGCUCAGGGUUUGGGUCAGGACCAUGAGCUUCUUUUGCGCUGUACAAAAGGCCAGGAGUAUGUGAAAGUGGUUCUGACUGGGGGCCGAAUGGUGGGAGCCGUCCUUAUCGGAGACACAGACCUGGAAGAAACUUUCGAGAACCUCAUUCUUAACCAAAUGGACUUAUCCCGAUAUGGCGAGGAGCUUCUAAAUCCUAAUAUUGACAUUGAAGACUACUUUGAUUGAAUUGUUCUGGUUAGUCAAUGACAAAAAGAGAUGAUUUAUUUAUUUUAAAAUUGCACCAUGUAGUUUCUGUUCCACCAAACAGAAGUUCAAAGAUAUAAAUAAUUGAAUACAUUAUUCACUUUCCUUCAUGUUGCUCCAAACUCCAAAGAUGACACAAAGUGUAAUAAAGCGGGUUUUUAUUAACAAAAGUGUAGAAAAGAGUAACUAACAACUAAUAAAUUGGUACAACGAAUGGAUAAAGUGCAAAAGUUUGAUACAAGUGCAAGUGAUUGAGUUGGAUGUCACUAUAUGGACAUUACACGUUAUCAUAUGGAAAGAUAAACUGUAGUUUCUUUGGAGAUAAUAAAUGAAACCUUAUUCUGAAUUCAACAAAUAAAGAGAAAUUAUGUGUUAUUAACUGACAUCAGCUGUAUAAAAUGUAAUGACAAUUAGAUGAUCAUAUACUGACAAUACACACUAAUGCCAGCAAUCUCUGGAAAGAGGUUUGGAAAGAGUGAUAUAAAUAUUAUAAUGUGAUAUAAAUGUUCCGCCUGGUCAAAUGCUGAGUGAACGGCGAUGUCUUCUACUUGAACUGGGCCACGUUGCAGUGGGAAGAA
This is a messenger RNA of Labeo rohita (rohu), 2257 nucleotides long. It is a transcript of the gene pyroxd1, whose product is annotated as pyridine nucleotide-disulphide oxidoreductase domain 1. Gene Ontology annotation, molecular function: oxidoreductase activity; flavin adenine dinucleotide binding. NCBI's taxonomy places the organism in Eukaryota, Metazoa, Chordata, Actinopteri, Cypriniformes, Cyprinidae. The record is from RefSeq and is a predicted model, not a curated record.